Molecule: messenger RNA, 3039 nt
Organism: Brettanomyces nanus
Lineage: Eukaryota; Fungi; Ascomycota; Pichiomycetes; Pichiales; Pichiaceae
Exons: 2
Coding region: 1-3039 (1012 amino acids)
Biological process (GO): endoplasmic reticulum to Golgi vesicle-mediated transport; GPI anchor metabolic process; DNA repair
Cellular component (GO): endoplasmic reticulum
Molecular function (GO): phosphatidylinositol deacylase activity; methylated-DNA-[protein]-cysteine S-methyltransferase activity
Source: RefSeq, a predicted model, not a curated record
AUGCGCGGAGAGCAGAACAAGGAUCCUCUGCCGAGGAAUAAAGACGAUGAUGAUGACGAUGAGAAUAAUCGCUCCCUACAUUUGACGGGAACUCCGGUGCUUUUCAUUCCUGGAAAUGCGGGAAGUUAUAAACAAGUGCGAUCCAUUGCUGCUGAAGCUGCAUCUGUCUUCUAUGAUCAAAAAGAAAGAAUCAAACGGCUCAAUUCAAAUGUGACGAGCCUUGAUUUCUUUUCUGCUGACUUCAAUGGUGACUUCACUGCAUUUCAUGGUCAAACUAUGAUGGAUCAGUCUGAGUAUUUGAAUGAUGCCGUUAAAUUUAUUCUAUCCUUAUAUCAGGAUAACCCCACUCCUGCACGUUCAGUCAUUCUCUUAGCUCAUUCAAUGGGUGGUAUUGUGGCGAGGGUUAUGUUAAGUCUUCCUAACCACCUCGAAGGUUCUGUUAAUACAAUACUAACCCUUGCGGCUCCUCACUCUGCUCCUCCAGCUACUUUUGAUGGUAAAUUGCUUCGUGUUUUCAAGAAGACCGAUGAUUUCUGGCGUAAUGAGUUCUCCAAAUCGGGAGGACGGCUUGAGAAUGUCACCAUAGUGUCCAUAACUGGCGGUAUACUCGACAAUAUGCUUCCUGCAGACUAUACGACUCUUACGGGUCUUGUUCCAGAGACAAAUGGACUAGCGGUUACUACAACUGGAAUUCCUGGUGUUUGGACCCCUAUAGAUCAUUUAGCUAUUGUUUGGUGUGACCAACUACGGCGUGUGGUGGCGCAAUCCUUGCUUGAAGUGACCGACAGAUCUAUGAUCGGGUAUAGUAUAGAGCAUAGAAUGGAUAUUUUCCGAAGGAACUUUGUCACCGGUGUGUCGGCUGAUUCUUUGGCUUCUUCUUCAAAGACCUUUGGUCUUAAGAUUGAUGUCAAUCGGUUAAGCCAUUCAAUGCGUGAGCGCAGUUUUCAAUUCCCAAAUAUCAGGAAGAAGAGAGACUCUGCUUCCCCUGGCAUUCAUAUGUUUCAUGUACCACGCGAUGACCAAUCACAUGCUAAGUUUAGUUACAUUAGUUCUCUGAAACCUACUCCGAUCGAGGAGCUUUCUGUCGGGUCUGCUCCAGCUAUUCUUCUUUGUAGAACUGUUCCUGCCGCCGCAAUCAAUUCUGGUAAAUUUGCUGCUGUUCUCGACUAUACCUCCGACUCUACCAGUCAAUUUGUUCAAUUAGAAUGCGUGGACCUCCAUAAUUCGGUCCAGAUGAUCCCACGGUCUUAUCCUGGUACUGCAUCUAUGGAAGCAUCAUCUCUCGGCGGAUCAGAGCAGCCUUUCUAUUCAUUGGAACUUUCUCCGGAGUAUCUUGAAGGAUUUAGCAGCGUUGUUAUUGUUGAAUCUGGCAUAAUUAUUGACUCAAAGGACUUUGUCCUUGCGGAUAUGGAACUACAAGAAAGUUCGCAGGUCUCUUUGGGUGAAGCCAGUCUCUGGAAGUUGCUUUCACGUGGUUAUGAUUUAACCUUGCCUUCGCAUAGGCCUCUUGUCGUUGAUAUUGAUGUGCCAUGUGCAAGGUCGAGUCUUUUGACCUACAAUUUUGACAUUAGAUAUCAGAAAUCAUCAUCAGAAAGGUUCUCACCUCUGAUUCGUCAGAAAAUAGGUGACGAAGUUAAAUGGCAUAUAGACCUUGCGCAUAAUCCCAAUGUGGUCAGCCGUACUAUGGGUGUUCCUCCUUUCUGUCCUUAUAAAAAGUCUUCCCAUCUUCAGCUUAAGUUGUAUGCCGAUACAUUUGCUAGCGAUCAGAUUAUGGAUAUCUAUCUAUCCGUUGAUUGGUUUAAAUCGCUUCGCAACCUAGUUCUUCGCUACAGACUGUCAAUAGUAGGACUACCUGUGUUUGUCACCUGCCUCGUAUUAUUUUUACAAUUGGCAGCUUACAUAGACUAUGGAUACUACCCUUCUUUCGGUGAAGGACUUCUCAAGUUUUGUUCGCGUAAGAUCAUGGGGCCAUUGGUUUUGAUCUUUUGUAUUUUACCAUCUUUCACUUCUCAUUCAUUCUUCAAAAGGCUUUUCGGAUGGUUGGACCCUAUACCUACGGCGAACGAACAGCUCUUCCAAAAAAUCGGUGGGUCUGAUGUUCGCAAUAACGAAUACUUCUUGGGAAUAGGUGAAGGUGCACUUUGGUUCCUUGGACCAUUAUCUUUGGUGAUAGCUACAUCUUCGGUAGGUACUCUCCACCUAAUAGUAUCUUCCAUUUGCCAGUUGGUAGUCUUUGUGUCAAAGAAAUUGAGCUUUGUGUUUCACGGAGUUCCAAUUUAUACCGGUUCAGUUGCUGGAAAUCGUCGCAGGACCAUCGCUGUGAUUCUUCUCAUGACAUUGGUUCUCGUCUAUCUUCCCUAUCAGUUUGCCUUUGUGGUAUGUUUCUUCACACAAUCUUUUGUUGUCUUGAAAUCAUGCAUUCAGUCGGCUAGUUCUCAAGCAGUCAAGCAGAAUUCACCCCAGAAAUCUGAAAAAGUUACGUCAACAGCUUUAUUAUCAUCAUCAUCGUCAUCGUCAUCGUCAUCGACAACGUCAUUUUCAUUAUUGCCUCCUUCGGCUUCUUCUUUAUCAUCUAGUUCAACCACUGUACCUUGUCACCGUGUGCUGAAAAGUUUUGACAACUACAAAAACUUUAACUUUUCGCUCCUUCUGCUCAUGACAUGGAUUCUCCCUAUCAACAUUCCGAUAUUGAUGGUAUGGGUGCAUAAUUUCUCGUUGAAAUGGGCCACACCGUUCUCAUCUCAUCAUAACUUUUUGGCAGUGUUACCCAUUGUUCUUCUAGUUCAGUUAGGUAACGCUGGUUAUAUGUUUUCGAAGCCAUCAUGGAAGAUUUCCGUCAUUGGGACGAAGUUGCUCGUUGCAUAUGUUGCAAUAUAUGCAUUGAUGUUCAGUACAAGGCAUCUUUUCUGGCUCCAUCACCUGUUCAAUCUCAUGUGCAGUUGGUUCCUCGUUCUUAUUUUAGAAGACAGGUUCCUAGGAAAACUCAAUCACUAUACAACGCCGGAUAAAGCUGUUACCACAACAUCUAAAUUGCACUAA